Molecule: messenger RNA, 1791 nt
Organism: Aureobasidium namibiae CBS 147.97
Lineage: Eukaryota; Fungi; Ascomycota; Dothideomycetes; Dothideales; Saccotheciaceae
Exons: 5
Biological process (GO): DNA-templated transcription
Cellular component (GO): nucleus
Molecular function (GO): DNA binding; zinc ion binding; DNA-binding transcription factor activity, RNA polymerase II-specific
Source: RefSeq, a predicted model, not a curated record
CGACCAUACAGAUCACACAAGUUUCCUGCUUGCACCGCUUGUCGCCAACGUAAGAUCCGCUGCCACUUUGAUCAAGUCGCGUUGAUCUGCACUCUCUGUCGGGAAAAGGGCUGGCAAUGCAUUACUGCCUCUCCUGCUCCAAGUGCACAGAAACGUGAUCGCUCUUCUACGGCGGGUCCAUCGGAAAGACCUGCCAAACGUACUGUACAGAGCAUAGGUUCUGCGAGUGCUGGCUCACCACAAGUCCCGCCUAGACGGCCUUCUCGCCAGGGCUCUACCAUUGGCACUCCUGCUGAAGCCUCUGCCGAGAUUGCACAACCCCUGGAUCACCCAAGUACUGAGUCGACCGUGAUUGUGGGUCCUGUGUUCCAAGAGGAUAUCCAGAUUCUAGGACCGUAUCUUUCCAAAGGAGAUGGACCAAGACAGUCAUCCAAAGAACGGCAAACCACUACAGCUGGACCGAGUCGCAAUCCGCUCUUGUAUCUGUCCGUCCCUCGUCGCCGGCGAGGUCUCCAGCCGGCUAAAGAUCCUGGCUCUAAUCAGAAACUUGUGUUGCAACAUCUUGUAGGGCCAUUUGCCGAUGAGCUGGUUGAUUUAUAUUUUGAAUAUGCCCAUCCUUGCUUUCCUAUCCUUGACGAGCUGGCUAUCAAGAAACAUGGAGCGACUGGCAUCUCUUCCACAUUAUGGUCCUAUAUCAUCACCAACGCCUUGUCUUCCUGGGAUCGAUCACCCAAAUUACGGAAUCAUCCUCGACCCGAUCCUAUCUACGCUUGCAAUGUCGCUGUUGCUGCGUUACAAGAGGACUUCAACGAGUCCAGUGUCUCGACCAUUUUAAGCAGUGUGCUUGACAUGAUCGGUCGACCUGUGAAUUCCAUCGUUGGCAACAUUAUCAACGAAGGUCGAACGCUGGCUCUUGCUCAUACCUUUGGUAUGAACCGCAACCCCACGAAUUGGGGUUGUUCAGACCACGAGAAACGAUUAAGGAUACGGACAUGGUGGGCUGUCUUAAUCAGCAACAGGAUGUCUACGCUAGCUCAUGGAACCCCGGCUACUCUCACAAAGGGUCAACAUGAUGUACCUCUUCCGACACAUGCGAUGCUCUUGACACCAGGCAAGGACAAUGUUUAUCGUGAGCAAGGCGCAGAGCAUUUCAUUCAGCUUUGCAAGUUAUCCGAAAUUUUGGGUGACAUUCUACAAAUUGCUGGUGAUCUCCGCCGUCCUUUCGAUAUCAAGAUUCCACGUGAACUACGAAGACUCGAGUGUGACCUAGAUCAGUGGGAUACCGACUUGCCACAAUAUCUCACUCAGCCACUGGAAGAGGGAAAAGGGCCUGGAGCAUGUAACUUGCACUUCUGCUUUCUGUCAACCAAGCUCAUGCUCGCCCGGACAGCGCUAAAGGUGUGUUUAACCUCUUUUGCCGAUGAGAUCAGCGAACAUCUUCGAUAUCGUCUCUCUGUGUUACGCAGCUCGGCACGCGAGAUAUCAGACUUUGUUUGUGCUCUGACAAGCCAAAAUCUGGCCGAGUUUUGGUUGCCAUAUACGGCGCAUCUACUCGCAUCUUCAGCCAUGAUACUGCUCCGCUGCACGAUUGAAACCACCGACCCUGCCGCCCGUGAAACCUGCAAAAGCAGUCUCGAAUCCCUACGCAAACGCCUUCGCUCCGCCCGCGACGACUCUGACUGGGAUCUCGCCGACAUCUUCCUCAACCAAUGCGACGAACCAAUCUCUCGAGUCAUUACCAAAUUGUGUUCUUCUGUGUCUUCCACAGCGCCUGCCGCCGCCGCUUCUCCC